Molecule: messenger RNA, 3303 nt
Organism: Leptosomus discolor (cuckoo roller)
Lineage: Eukaryota; Metazoa; Chordata; Aves; Leptosomiformes; Leptosomidae
Source: RefSeq, a predicted model, not a curated record
GAUGUUUGUGUUCUGCUUGUCCAAGCCUGUCAGCUGGUUCACCUUGAUCAGGAACAUCUUGUCAGCAAAGUUUGUCAGCUUAUUCAUCACUUACUUAACAGAUUUCAGGUGACGGUUGAUGAGCAGAACCUGGAUUUCCUUCUCGCCUACUGCAUCUCUGCUCUUAAGCAGUGCAACUCGUGGACGCACGUUGAAAUUCUGCAAGCCUUAGCAGCUCUUGUUUACAAUAAUGGGCCUAAAUGCCAGAAGUACCUCCCGGAUUUGCUGGGCCAGACUGGGCUCUUGGUGCAGUUCAGUGAUUCUUCUCAGCCAGACGUGGAACUCAGGAGGGCAGCAGUACACAGCAUGGCAAACCUCUGUCUCGGCGUGCCCGGGCAGCCGUACUUGGAUGAGUCCUACCGAAGUGUCUGUUUUCAAACUUUCCUGAGUGUUCUGCAGUCUUCAAAAACCGCUGAUGUAGACGACAUCACUUUUUGCAUGCUACUGCAAAAUGCACUGAAAGGUAUCCAGUCGCUUCUCAACGGUGGGAAGAUGAAACUCAUGCAGACUGACCAAAUUGGAUCUCUUCUUGCAGCCUUAAAGAAAUGUAUGUUUCACGGACUGCCAGGCCUGAGCCUAGAAAUGCCCGCGGCCUUGUACCCGGCUCCGCUGCCGCAGUACGAUGAACGCUCGCCCGUCCGACAGGAGCCGUCGGAACCGGCCGCCCUGAAGCAGACGGGGAACCGAAGAAAAAAGUUCAAAGGGAAACAAAGGAAGGCAGAGUUUGGGGAAGAAGGAAGAGAAGAUUUGGGUGAUGCAGGAAAUGAAUCGAUCCUUGGGGCAGAGAUGGCAAAAUUACAGCUGGGGGAUGUGCAGACCAGUCCUUGUUCGGACCCGCAGACCCGAGGGUCGGAUGCUGCACGCGUGCCCGCCGGGAAGGAUCCCUGGUCUUCGCUUUGUGCUGGCUGGAAAAGGAUCAGCAGCAGUGAGUCGGAAUAUUCUGAUGCUGAAGGUGGAAUACAGAGCAAAGUGAGAUCUUAUCAAGCCAAUGUUCGUCAAGGGGCUCUAGCCUGCUUCCUCUCUGCUGUGAAAUCGAUAGAAAAGAGAGUUCUUUAUGGCUACUGGUCAGCGUUUGUUCCUGAUGCACCCGGUAUCGGCAGCCCCCAGUCAGUGUCCUUGAUGACUAUUGCUUUAAAGGACCCGUCUCCAAAGACCCGUACCUGUGCUCUUCAAGUUCUCUCGGCCAUCCUGGAAGGUUCGAAGAAGUUUCUUUCCGUUGCUGAAGACGCUACUGAUCACAAGAGAGCUUUUACCCCCUUCUCUGUAACUAUUGCUUCUAGCAUCCGGGAGCUGCACCGCUGCCUGCUGCUGGCCCUGGUGGCAGAGUCCUCUUCUCAAACACUGACACAAAUAGUCAAGUGCCUUGCAAACUUGGUUUCAAAUGCACCAUACAGCCGUUUAAAACCUGGGUUGCUGACAAGAGUUUGGAACCAGAUCAAGCCAUACAUUUGUCACAAAGAUGUUAAUGUUCGAGUGUCUAGCCUCACGUUGUUAGGGGCUAUAGUAUCUGUCCAAGCACCUUUACCAGAGGUGCAGUUACUUUUGCAGCAGCCCAGUUCUUCAGGGCUAAAUAACAGUGGUAGCGCAAGCCCUCACCGUUUGAACUCCUCUGAGCAGUGGAGGAAAGCCCUCCCCUCAGAAGGGCAGCCGCCAGAUCCUCCGGCGGGAUGGACGUCUUCAGAGCCGUGUUGGCUUCUCCGUCUCUGCGUUUCCAUCAUCGUUCUGCCCAGAGAGGAUUCCUGUUCCGACAGCGACGCGAACUUCCCGUCCUUGUCCAGCGUGUAUGAACCGUGUCCCCUGCGGCUGGAGUCCCUGCAGGUGUUGGCUCUCCUUGUAAAAGGCUAUUUCUCCAUGGCUCAGAGCUAUUUCCUAGAACUUGGAGAAGUGGCUUGCAGGUGCAUGGAAGAAAUGGAUCCGUCCGUUCAGCUUCAUGGUGCCAAACUUCUGGAGGAGCUGGGCACCGGUGUGCUACAGCAGUACAAACCUGACUCGGCUGUUGCCCCUGAUCAGAGGGUACCUGUCAGUGUGGUUGUCACUUUCUGGACGAUGGUGUUAAACGGCCCUUUACCUGGCAUUCUUCAGAGCUCGCCACACGCGACUCUUCAGACGAGCGCCUGCGAUGCCCUGUCCUCUAUCUUGCCGGAAGCUUUCAGCAGCCUGCAGAAUGACCGGCAGAUCCUGUGCGUCACUCUGCUGCUUGGCCUGAACCACCGGGAGAACCCCCUGGUAAAAGCUGCUGCCGCCCGCGCGCUUGGAGUCUACAUCCUCUUCUCUUGCCUUCGACAGGACGUGAUGUUUGUGGCAGACACGGCAAACGCUAUUCUGGAUUCCCUGCGUGACAAGUCUCCGAACGUCCGUGCCAAAGCAGCUUGGUCCCUGGGCAACCUGACAGACACUCUGAUCAUCAACAUGGAAACGAUGGGACAAAGUUUUCAGGAGGAAAUUUCUGAUCUGCUGCUGCUGAAAAUGUUACAGGCUGCGACUGAAGCGUCCAAGGACAGAGACAAGGUAAAGAGUAACGCGGUCCGGACCCUUGGGAAUGUGCUUCACUUCCUCCAGCCGUAUCACGUAGCGAACCCCAGGUUUAGGGAAGCCAUCGAGGAGUCUCUUCAGGCCCUUAUUUCUACUGUUCAGAGCGAGGCCACUAUGAAAGUGCGCUGGAAUGCUUGUUACGCGCUGGGGAAUGUGUUUAAGAACCCUGCCUUGCCACUCGGAGAGGCUCCUUGGACCACGCAAGCCUACAGUGCCCUGUCCUCAGUAGUGAAGUCCUGCAAGAAUUUUAAAGUCCGCAUCAAAUCGGCCAUGGCCCUCUCCAUCCCUAGCAAGAGGGAGUGCUACGGCUCCACUGAGCAGUUCUGCCAGAUCUGGAGCGCCUUGGUGGUGGCCCUGCAGAAGAGCGAAGACACCGAGGACUUUCUGGAGUUCAAGUACAGCGCCAGCCUCAGGACGCAGAUCUGCCAGGCUCUGCUGCAUCUGUUGGGCCUGGCCAAGAGCACGGACCUGCCAGUCAUUUGGGAAACCCUCAGGGAAACGGGGGCUGCCCUCAAACCCUACGUCCUGCAGUACCUGAAGUCUGGCAGCGAGGAGGGCGAAGCCGGGCUGCGCACGGACUGGCGCGAGAGGGAGAGAGCCUUGAAAGGAGCUAUUGACCAUCUCGGGGGCGUAGAGAAACAGCUGGGGGGCAAAGCCAGGGGCAGUGUGUCUGGUUACCUGGAAGGCAUCUUGACAGACCAUGCCAGUGCCACCCAGUUGACAGAGGCUUAG